UGCAGUUCGCUUUGGGUUGUAACUGUGGCCCGUUUGAUACGUGUUCUCCCUGUAUCGGCGUGACUCUCUGUGUUGAAAUAUUGUUCAGUGCUCCGUGAGCUGCCUGCUGGCGCUGACAGCCAAUCCAUUGGGAAUUGUUGACAGAGGCGGGCAGGAGCAGGGAUGUGACAGAGAGGAGGGAGCAGCUCAGGAGGAGGAUGGAGCUGGUUCGUCAAUUUUCAGGUUCUUUCCCUGGCUCCACUCUGCUGCGCGGGAAGGACUGAGUUCUCCGAGCUUUAGGGCUUGUUCCCACGAACAAUCAGGAUUGACUCAGCCCCAGAUUAUUUCAUUGAGACAGAUUUUUGCCAUACUCAGAUUCGGAAGAUGAACUCGGGAACUGACAAGUGACUGUCUUCGAAACUGUACCAGAGAUUCGGGGUUCCAGGGCGGCAAGUUUGCGCGAAGAUUUCGGGGCAUUCAGGGAACUUCCGAGCGGGAACAAGGCGCGAUGUUUGCCCAGUCGAACCAGUAUUGUUUUUGAUUCCUUUGAGCAGUUUUGAGCUGACAGUGUUUUCGCUGGUGGAUUUGCUGUUGGCUGUCAGAGUGGGACUCGGAUCCGAUGGGAAUUGCGGAAAUUUGGGAGCAAGUCGCCAGCAUUGGGGAACAUUAUGGCGUUUACAUUCGCUGCUUUCUGUUACAUGCUUUCCUUAGUACUCUGUUCGUCUCUCAUCUUCUUCGCUAUCUGGAACACCAACUUUCUGUGAUUCAUGGACAAGGACACCCAGGUCCCUCUGCAUAGCAGCAUGGUGCAACAUUUUACCGUUCAGAUAAUUGCAUUUGAUGAAUUACGUAAGGACCUUAGGAGCCCCAUUGACCAGUGCAAUCCUCUCCAUGCACGAGAGAGGCUGAGGAACAUUGAACGGAUCUGCUACUUGCUGCGGAGGUUGGUGCUCCCAGAAUAUUCCAUCCAUGCAUUGUUCUGUAUCAUGUUCCUGUGUGCACAAGAAUGGCUGACACUUGGUCUCAAUAUCCCUUUACUCUUCUAUAACCUUUGGAGGUAUUUUCACAGUCCCACGGACAGUAACGAGUUAAUGUACGAUCCUGCAACAGUGAUGAAUGAUGAGACACUGAACUACUGCCAGAAAGAAGCUUGGUGCAAGAUGUCUUUCUACCUGAUGUCAUUUUUCUACUAUCUCUAUUGUAUGAUUGAUACGUUGGUCAGCAUUUAAUCGGGAGGGCUCAGGGGCAGAGUGUGAAUCAAAUCCGGCAAAAAGCAGAAACAGAGGGAGACUGUCACGUCUGAAAUAUUGAAUUCUAACCUUGUCCCAUCCUUUACGACAUCCCUUCUAAACAAUGAAGCAGCUGUGAAGACACAGUCCUUUACUAUAUCAACAGCCAAGGAAGGAUAAAAGGAACGUACUGAAGGGAGUUGACUUCUGCGCUUGCCCGACAUGUCUGCCUUGUUCAUGGAUGUACAGUCUUAAAGUUUACAACUAUGAAACCAGCUGUAAUGUCUGUAUAAUUGUUUUAUCUAGUUAUGUACAGAGGUGUCCCCAUCAGUCCCCCUCCAAGUAAAGGAGAUCUCUCUAGCUGGACCCUUUACAGUGAAGGAGAUCUCCCCAUCACAAUCUCUUUACAAUGAAGUAUCUUCCUCCUCAGAAGCCCUUAAAGCAAACAAUAUCCCUCCAAUAGGUCCCCUUAGAAUGAAGAGAUGUCUGCACAAACUAUUACAGUGAUGCAGAUCUAUUCAGUGUGACCUCUUAUAGUUGGGUAAAUCUUCCCUCAGGAUCCUUUGAAUGAAAUCUCUUCCUUGACCUUUUACAGUGAGGGAGAUCUCUACUUUGGGACCCUCUACAGCAGGGUGGGAAUGGGGAUGGGGUAAUCUUUCUAUCAUGAUGCCAUCAGGGCAAUGGGCUUUCUCGUUCAUUGAAAAUGAUCCCUUACCAUGAUAGAAUUCUCAGCUCCAGGGCCCAACUCUUCAGUCAACUGGAAUAUUGUUUAUGGAUAUUUCUGUUUCAAACAAUUUGAUUGAUGACGUCACUGUAGUCUGAACAGAAAUAGGUUGUUAUAAGAUGCACAGAGAUGAAAGUGAGCUCAACUAACAAAAGGAUCCAUCAGAACGACUUUUGCUUUAUGUGUGGCCAUUCAACCAGAUUGAAAUAUGAAAAUAUCUAUUGGCGGCACUAAAUACUUGAAGGAAAUGGAUAUGCUCCUUUUAACUAGUGAGAUGAAGGUUAAUCAGGAUGAAGGUUCUUCACUGGGCUCAAAUGAGACAUUUGCUCCCAUCCACAAUAGAGAACCGUAACAGUAGUCUUGUCCAUGGCAAUAUUGAAGCACUGAUACUUCAACUGUAGUGCAGGAUUAGAGGACAUAGGACUUUGAAGGCUGCAGAAUCCUCACAUGCUAGCCUCCAUUUCCAAUCACAAGGAGAAAACCCAUUAUGUGGCUCCAGCCAAGUUGAUGUGAAGCUGACCACAAGAAUUUAUAAUGGAAACAGCUGUCCAUUGAAGUGGAUCCUCCAGUCCUUUGCCAUUCUUGAAAUAUCCACAUCGGUUAAAACAAUACAUGAAAAGCUUCCAGUGCCUCCUUUCUGAAGUUGGUGGGGGAACAAUGAAAUUUAUAUUCAACACUUUAGAGCCCACUGAAGACCAGGACUUUUUAAAUACUUUUUUCAAUAUUAGUGGCUCAUGAAGGUUCAUGCCAGUGAGAUGGACUGAGACAAUCUUAAUAACAUUGAUGCCCUUUGGGAAUGUUAUAUGAUGUACAUCAUAUUUAUGUCUUUAAGAGAUUCACCUGUGGUGUUUCUCUUAAGGAGCCAGCCCACAAAUCUGAUUGAAAUUAUUAUGUGUUCACUAUUGUAGGGGAGCCUUGUAAUAUAU
Messenger RNA from Stegostoma tigrinum, 2858 nucleotides. RefSeq names its product cornichon family AMPA receptor auxiliary protein 3 (gene cnih3). The coding region runs from base 747 to 1208 and encodes 153 amino acids. NCBI's taxonomy places the organism in Eukaryota, Metazoa, Chordata, Chondrichthyes, Orectolobiformes, Stegostomatidae. The transcript is spliced from 7 exons. The record is from RefSeq and is a predicted model, not a curated record. Gene Ontology annotation, biological process: vesicle-mediated transport; regulation of AMPA receptor activity. Gene Ontology annotation, cellular component: synapse; dendrite.